AUGCAAGCUACAGUAUAUCUUGCUGCUGCUAUUUUUUCAGCAUUAUUAAUUGGAGAUAUACUUCAAAUAUCAGCUCGAAGAAUUCGAUGUCCUGGUGGUGAACUAAUAGCAGAUUGCUUUGUGGAUCCAUGCUCUGUAUCAACAUGUCCAGGAGAUAAAAAUGCUACAUGCGUGUCUAACUAUUGUGGCGGAUGCAAUGCUCUGUGGUAUGGAGCUGAUGGUAAUCUAGCAAAUUGUAAUAAUACAUCUUCAUGUCCACCCGAUAAGCCUCCAGUUCAAUGUUUUGCAGAUCCAUGUCAAGUAGCAACAUGUUCAGCAUAUCCUAACGCUAUAUGUGUCGCCAACUAUUGUGGAGGUUGCAAUACUGAAUGGUUCACAGCUAAUGGAGAACAAGUACAAUGUUAA
Molecule: messenger RNA, 405 nt
Organism: Rotaria sp. Silwood1
Lineage: Eukaryota; Metazoa; Rotifera; Eurotatoria; Philodinida; Philodinidae
Source: the annotation of a GenBank genome assembly